Messenger RNA from Helianthus annuus (common sunflower), 1206 nucleotides. RefSeq lists its product as uncharacterized. The record is from RefSeq and is a predicted model, not a curated record. Lineage: Eukaryota; Viridiplantae; Streptophyta; Magnoliopsida; Asterales; Asteraceae. The transcript is spliced from 2 exons. The coding region runs from base 1 to 1206 and encodes 401 amino acids.
AUGGGGUGCUCAUCGGUUUCUUUGAGCAUGAAGGAAUUUCAAGAGUGUGUUGAUGACAUUGAGAUGGUAGAUUUAAAACGCUCCGGUAUCCAUUUCACGUGGAAUCAGAAACCAAAAAAAGGGAUUGGGUUGAUGAAAAAGAUUGAUAGAGUUAUGGGUAAUUCUCAGUUUAUUGCUAAAUAUCCAAGUGCUGUUGCGGUGUUCCAUCCUUCUCGGUUAUCGGAUCAUUGCCCGUGUGUUGUUAGCUUCCCGGAAACUGAAGAAUUAAAACACCGGUCUUUCAAAUUUGCUAAUUUUCUGGCGUAUAAACCUGAAUUCUUGCCGCUUGUGGAGAAGGUUUGGGGUAUGACCAUUGGAGGUGUGUAUCAAUUUUCGGUUGUUAAAAAACUUCGGCAGUUGAAAUCUCUUUUACGCGUUUUACUUUAUCAGCAAGGUAAUUUGCACAAAAAAGUUCAAGAGUUGAGAGAUAAGCUUGAUAGAAUUCAAUGUGAUAUUGAUAAAGAUCCGACUAGUCAGACGUUGCGGGAUGCAGAAGCCACCACUCGGUGUGAUUAUCAGGCUGCGUUAUUAGAUGAAGAGCGUUUUUUGAAGCAAAAGUCUAAAGUGGACUGGUUAGCGGCUGGGGAUAUGAACACGGCAUACUUCCACUCGUCGCUUAAAAACAGAGUUCACUAUAGCCGCAUUGAGGUCAUUCGAGAUAUUAGAGGGAAUGAAUUUACGGAUGAUAUGGUUUCGAAAGCUUUUGUUGAUCAUUAUGAGCACUUUUUAGGCUGCCCGGGUGAUACGUCAUUUAAUCCGACUCCUGAUUUGUUUACUAAAAGGUUAGAGAGGGAUGUUGCAGCUCAUAUGGUUCGGCCGGUUACUCCUGAUGAGGUUAAAAAGGCGAUGUUUUCCUUUGGCUCGGAUAAGGCGCCAGGUCCUGAUGGGUUUACAGCAGAUUCGAUUAGUCGAGGUAGGAGAGGUGGCGAUAGGGCUAGGUUGGAUAUGGGCCCCUAUAUUACUAGGAUUGCAUCACAUUUUGGGGUUUUAGAUGUAUAUCAGCCUCAGUUCUUGCAUAGGGGCCCGACGACUGCGAUCUUUAGGUUAGAAGACCUACAGAAGGCAGGCAUCGCGUCGUGGGAGGCACCAUAUGGUUGGGAGCCGAUUAGAGAGGGUCCACCUGUUCAGCCACCACAGAGAGGGCCAGUAGAUGUUGAGCCACAGUAG